UACCAGCAAUGAGAAAAAUGAGCCCCAUGCUGCACAAACGUAGGCUGCCUUUCUUGUUCAUCACCCUGGUGAAGGACAGAUGACUCCUAAUCAGCAGCUGGAGAGAACAUCCACAGUAUCACCUACCGUCUUGACAUUAUCAUUAUUGAGUUGUGACAUUGUUAUAACCCAAGGUGCUGUGAAGCACACUAAUAAGACAAUGGCAGCCAUGUGCACUGAUAGGACUUGUUUUUUUGUUUUGUUUGUAUGUUCACUGAGACUAAUCUAAGUGACUGGAAUCUUGUUGUGGUGAAAAACAUCUGUCCCGUCUGUGGCGUGUGUAACUGUAACUGUCCUGCCUCCUGCCAAAAUGUCUCAUUUUAAAGAGAUUUGCCACCGCUCCUUAAGACUCUGCUAUCGACUGGUCACUGAAUUAAUCUGAGAGGAUGGGUGAGCAGCUGCAGCUAAGCUUCUGUCACUGCUGCACAAUAAGGGCGAAAGGAUAUACCUAAACGAGGCUGGUUGGAACUUGAGAGGGUUUGGAUAAACGUAACACCUGCAACCAUGGAACAUCCCCGUCUAGUGAUUAACCAAAAGCUUAAAUCCAAAAUUAGUGUCCAGCAGUCUGAAUGGUAACCAGGAGGACAGAGGUUCCGGCAGGAUCUUCAGCGUGGCAUUGGUUGAGGUGCCUCCUCUGUCCUUGGAACCAGAUUGACCAUCAUACCUUGCAUCAAAGCAGGCAAUGGAGGUGCCACUUGUUAAUUUUGAAAACAUGGACGAUGUCGGCAUCAACCUAGGUGACCCAAACGACUCGGGUUAUCCGACCUCACCCACUUCAGAGGCUCCUGAUCAGGAUCUGUUGGCCCACCGGCUGGCUUCUCCUCACCAGUCACCCUGCAGGGGACGGCGCCAACGUCAGUCUGGUCAAGAUGGGUUGUCACCCUCCACUCCUCCAACUCUUACCUCCAAGGCAAACUCCAGCAGUGGCAGUCUGAUCUCCAAUCUGAAGCUCCUGGCCAACAGUGAAUCUCCUACUGAUAGCGUCUUCAGUAAAAUGCUAAAGGACUAUUAUGAAAAUGAAGAUCUGUUUGAAAAGCACUGCUUCGAAGAAAAAGAUGAGAAAGUUGUCAUCAAUGUUUCAGGCUUGAAGUUUGAAACCCAACUCAGCACCCUGAGUAAGUUUCCAGAGACACUGCUGGGUGAUCCUAUGAAGCGGAUACACUACUUUGACCCGAUGAGAAACGAGUAUUUUUUUGAUAGAAAUCGUCCAUCGUUUGACGGGAUACUCUACUACUACCAGUCAGGAGGGAGAAUCCGCAGACCAGCCAAUGUUCCCUUAGAUAUUUUUGCUAAUGAAAUUGUUUUCUAUGAGUUGGGUCAUGAAGCAAUGGAGCAGUUUCGUGAAGAUGAAGGGUUUAUCAAAGAACCUGAGGUACUCUUACCCACAAAUGAAUUGAAGCGGCAGUUCUGGCUCCUGUUCGAGUACCCUGAGAGCUCCAGUGCGGCCAGAUGUGUAGCUCUGGUCUCUGUCCUUGUCAUUGUCAUUUCAAUCUUUAUUUUCUGUCUGGAGACUCUUCCAGAGUUCAGGGAGGACAGUGAUUUUCCUCCAGGUUUCAUCCAAAUGAUCAAUGGUACUCAAGACAAUUCUGCUUCUCACCCUGCCCCUAAAACUGUGUGGACACAUCUCACAGACCCAUUUUUCAUUGUGGAGACUAUUUGCAUCAUAUGGUUCUGCUUUGAGCUUGGUGUCCGUUUUGUGGUGUGUCCCAGUAAAAGUGAUUUCUUCAGUAACAUCAUGAAUAUUAUUGACAUUGUGUCUAUAUUUCCUUACUUUGUCACCCUGGGAACUGAGCUGGCCGCAACGCCCGAAGAUGAUAUGAACGCAGGUCAGAACAUGUCAUUGGCAAUUCUGAGAAUCAUUCGACUUGUGAGAGUCUUCAGAAUUUUUAAGCUCUCCCGACACUCAAAGGGUCUUCAGAUUUUGGGUCAGACCCUAAAAGCGAGCAUGAGGGAACUAGGGCUGCUAAUCUUCUUCCUAUUCAUAGGAGUCAUCCUUUUUUCAAGUUCCAUCUACUUUGCAGAAGUGGAUGAGCCUCAAACACAGUUUGUAAGCAUUCCUGACGGUUUCUGGUGGGCUGUGGUGACCAUGACCACUGUCGGAUACGGAGACAUGUGCCCCAUCACCAUGGGAGGCAAAAUGGUCGGCACCCUCUGUGCCAUUGCUGGUGUCCUGACCAUUGCCUUGCCAGUCCCUGUCAUCGUCUCCAACUUUAACUAUUUCUACCACCGUGAGACCGAACAGGAUGAGAAACAAGUGAUGGAUGCAGCUGCAGAAGCUGCCCUGAAAAUGUCAGCUGCUAACAAAUGUGGAAGUACACUUUCACUCAACAAGAGGAACGGCACCUGGCAAAAUGACAAAAAUGGGAUGCAUUGAGAAAGAUAAGUAAUUUUUGUUAAUGCUAGGGGGCAGAUAAAUGGACAUAAAAAAAUCAAACAUAUCGGUUUGUAAGGCACACUCAGUGCAUCCGUUCAUAUUUUGUAUUUGAAACACGUGCAGAUAAUUACAGUAUUAUUAGGCACCAUGCGGCGAAACAGCCAAUACACCAACUGUCUGUCUGCAUGUAGAUGUGUCAAAGUGCAAUUAACAUAACUCAGCAACUACUGCUUCAGUAACUCUGAGAAUACACAGUGCAGUGAGGAAAAAGAUGUGAUUUCUACAACACACCAACAUUUCACCUAAAAAACUGUUGAUUGAUCAUACAUUAGUAGCGUAGGUUUGUCCCUCAGAUGAAGACAAAUCAAGUAAUCCGAGCUCACAUAGUUCCUUAUUAGUCUACACUUUAUCAUACUCAGCAAAAUCAAGACAGGCCUUGGAAACAUGUUAAAAGGCGGGCAAGUGGGUGCAGUGUAAAAUAGGACACUGGGGUACACAUUGUCUUCUCAGCAGAUCUAUAGGUGCAAAUGUAAAGCCAGCAGCACCUCUCCAUGUAACAAUAUCUGUGUGAUAAAUAGCUGGCGGAGUAGCAUGUCUGCCAUCUAUCUUGUAGAUAACCUGCAAAGUUAAAAAUAAACCUGCUUAAUCUUCACUAUACAUGCAUAAGUUUGCAUGUUGCAGUUUUAGUGAUCAAAAACACAUAUGACCUUUUUAUCUAUAUGAUUUGAUACUAAGCUCCAAUGAACAUGGUUUUGGCUGUAACGGAGACCUCUCAACACAUGUUAUUCAACGGUAAAUUUACCCUUUAAAAUUGCAUCACUUCAUUGCACUGAAAGCAUUUUUUCUGCAUAUGUCUUAAGCACUUUAGGAGCUUUAUAUCAUCCAUUGUUUGCAGACAGUAUGUAUUUGUGUAUUUGUGAUCAGACUAAAGAAUUAGGACAAAGACAAACAAUUACACUUUUUUAUUUUUUUUAUAAAACAUUUAUUUUUUUCAUUUGCCUUCUUUAUUGCAUGGCAUUGUGGCUGAAAUGAAGUUUACUUUCCAUGAUGAUAUCUGAACAUUUGAUACAUUUGAUGUGCAUUCAGACUGAAUUUAUCAUGGAAUUUUAAACUUAUAGUAAGUAACAUUAUAUUUGACAAAAGAUGGGGAGACAUACAGAGAUAAUGAGCUAACUGGAGUUGUGAAAUGAUAACAAAUAAUGACUUGUAAUUUGCAUAAGAAAAACAUGAAUUGGAACUAUUUAUGCAUGAAACAUUUCCGUCAAUGAAAAUGUACUGUAUGUGAGUAUCUUGUUCAUAUAAAUAUGUCUUGUACUGAAAUGUCAGUGAAUGUAAUUGUAACUCAGUCAAUGCCUUUAUAAUAAUCCUUCAAAAUGCAAUAUGGAGACGCAUUGGUCUCAAAGAAGAAUGUUGUGUUUUUCACCCACUGAAAAACUGUACCUUGAAAAUAUAAUGCAAUAAGGUGACAUAAGUAGGUCACUUCAGUAAUCAGCACUUUACUAUGUUACAAAGCACUGAAUAUGUGAAGACUGUUACUGUAAGUGUCAACAUUGUACAGUACACAGUGUCAUAAUUUGCUAUGUUUUAUUUAUCCAGCAAAGAGUGCCUUUCAUUAAACAUAUACCCAAACUGCA
Molecule: messenger RNA, 4047 nt
Organism: Girardinichthys multiradiatus
Lineage: Eukaryota; Metazoa; Chordata; Actinopteri; Cyprinodontiformes; Goodeidae
Product: potassium voltage-gated channel subfamily A member 10
Exons: 3
Coding region: 722-2413 (563 amino acids)
Biological process (GO): protein homooligomerization; potassium ion transmembrane transport
Cellular component (GO): voltage-gated potassium channel complex; membrane
Molecular function (GO): delayed rectifier potassium channel activity; protein binding
Source: RefSeq, a predicted model, not a curated record